AUGUGUUCUGAUAAAUUAGAAGAGCCGAGUAAAUCAGGUGAAAUUGAAGCUGUAACCAAAGCGAAGGGAUUUUAUGAAGCUUGCAUGAACACAGAGGCAAUUGAAAGAGAGGGAAAUGUUCCCUUGCAUAAACUAAUGGAAGACUUAGGAGGACUUCCAGUGUUGGGAUCAGAAUCAGGUGGAAAAUGGAAUCAAAAUGCUUACUCUUUUGAGGAUCUCAUCGUCAUUUCUUUUCAAGUGACAGAUUCCGUACCGAUACUUUAUGUUCAUUUAGAUGAUGUUUAUUUGGUCGGCCAAGAAAAAUACCGGCUUAACUUUGAUCAACCGAGUCUUAAUCUACCCAGACAACUUUAUCUUCAAGGAAAGGAAGACCCGGCUUUAAUGGCACUCAAAACGUAUUACCUAGAGCUAUUUCAAGCGUUUGGGGCAAAUGAAUCCGCAGCCGCAAAAUUCGCUGAAAAUACCUUAGAUCUUGAAAUUGACCUUGCAAACAUAAGUUCAGACAAUCAGUACGAAUCGUCGGUUAUAAAAAUUGUUCCAGUCAGUAGCCUUCAGGAAUUUGGAGUCACGGCGAAUUUUUCGCAAAUUGUUGAGGGUAUUUAUCAAAGUGGUGGAUAUUCCUUGAAUGCUUCUGAUGUAGUCACUAUAUUUUCAAUCGGCUAUUUCAAUAACACCGUCACUGUGCUCAAUAAACACUCAAACAGUGUUAUUGCUAAUUAUAUUGUUACCAAGGUUGUUAUGACACAAGUUAACUUUCUGCCACGUAUCUAUACAGAUAUUACUGAGCGAUUUCUAGCAGCUUCUGGACAGGCGAGUAACUCUGCCUCAACUAGACUUGAAUAUUGUGUUAAUAUGUUGAGAGAUAGGAUGCCUGAUGUCAUAACUCGAAUCUUCGCAAAGGAAGCUUUUCUUGAAAAAGAUCGACGUUACAAACUGUUAUCUGAUUAA
This is a messenger RNA of Ruditapes philippinarum (Manila clam), 948 nucleotides long. RefSeq names its product neprilysin-4-like. Lineage: Eukaryota; Metazoa; Mollusca; Bivalvia; Venerida; Veneridae. Gene Ontology annotation, molecular function: metalloendopeptidase activity. The coding region runs from base 1 to 948 and encodes 315 amino acids. The record is from RefSeq and is a predicted model, not a curated record. Gene Ontology annotation, biological process: protein processing. The transcript is spliced from 9 exons. Gene Ontology annotation, cellular component: plasma membrane.